Molecule: messenger RNA, 2421 nt
Organism: Antechinus flavipes (yellow-footed antechinus)
Lineage: Eukaryota; Metazoa; Chordata; Mammalia; Dasyuromorphia; Dasyuridae
Gene: PDE11A
Product: phosphodiesterase 11A
Exons: 7
Coding region: 907-2421 (504 amino acids)
Molecular function (GO): protein binding
Source: RefSeq, a predicted model, not a curated record
UUGUUCAUCUUCAUUUCCACGGGAACUAACCUCUAGGUUCUGAUUUCCUUGUGAAACACAAACACUUCCUCUUAAGGUCCCAGCUGUGGUCCUUCUGGGAUCCUUUUCAACAAAUGCUGCUGAAGAACCUGUGAGAGAUGGGGGAGAAAGGAGACGAGAGGAGGGGGCUGCAAAAGGCGAGGAGAGGAGGGGAGGAGAUAAAGAUAAGACUCUUCUUUCUCUCUUCCUCUCCUAUUUCCAUUCCGAGUUGAAAGUCCACCCCGAACCUCCUGGGUUUUGUCUCGUGAAUAUUGAUUCCCUUCCGUGGAGCGACAGCCUGCCAUAGUCUCUGGUUGUUGAGCUCUUCACCCUUCUCACACCCUCCCUUGCUCCCUCCCUCCAGUCCCUGUCCCUGACUCAGGGGCGUGUCUUUCCUUCCCUCCCCUCCUUUCUAUUCCUCCCUCCCCCCAAUCAUCCAGGCAUCAGUUCCCUUACAGCUUUCACCGUGGUCCACUCAUCGAUUUCGGCAAGAGCAAAAACAGAAGCAAGGACAGCAGCAGCAGCAGCAGCAGCAGCUAACUAGCUAACUCCGCACUUUCCCCCCCUUUUAAAAAAAGAUUAGAAACAAACAGCACUUGCGGCAACAGCACGGUUCUGGGCAUCCGUGAGUCCAGUGCCCAGAGCACAGUGGAAGAAGCACUAACGGGAGAACCUAUGCGACCCAUCCUUUGAGCUGGAGGAAGGCGAGGAAAUCUGCCUGCUGGGAUUCCUCUGCUUCACAUGACCCACGAACUGGCAAAGGAGGGUCUUGCUUGAGUUCAUGGUGUUUGAUUGGGGUAGAAUAUGGGGAGGCAAAGAGUUGACUGGCAGUAGGUAAAAAUUUGUGCUCAGGUGUUUGGAGAGGUGUCUGCAGUCAUAGCUGGGACAAUGUCAGCUCCUUGCCUGGACUUUGGGGAGGUGGAAAGUUUCCUGGACAGGCACCCAGAGCUAUUUGAAGACUAUUUGAUGAGGAAGGGGAGGCAGGAUCUGGUGCAGAAGUGGUUGAAGAAGCAUGGGCAAAACCAGAGGGUCUCAGCCCCAGGACACUUUCCUUCAGAGGCCAGGACCCCAAAUAGCAGUGCUGCUGCUGGUAGUUAUAGUGUCACUGUCCAGCAGGGGUCUUCGAACAGUCAGCCCAUUCCAGGAGUGGGAGAUAGUGGCAAUGUUCCCAUGAGUCCCAACUGGGCUGGAAGCCGUGGUGAUGGGGGCCUACAGCGGAGAGCUUCUCAGAAAGAAUUGAGAAAGAGCUUUGCCAGGUCCAAAGCCAUCCACGUGAAUAGGACUUAUGAUGAGCAAGUCACAUCCAGGGCCCAAGAACCCCUGAGCAGUGUGAGGCGGAGGGCCCUGCUCCGAAAGGCCAGUUCUUUGCCUCCAACUACUGCCCACAUUCUCAGUGCCCUACUGGAGUCUCGGGUCAACUUACCCCAAUAUCCCCCAACAGCCAUUGACUACAAGUGCCACCUCAAGCAGCACAAUGAACGACAAUUCUUCCUGGAGCUGGUCAAGGAGAUUUCCAAUGACCUGGAUCUCACCAGUCUCAGCUACAAAAUCCUCAUCUUUGUCUGUCUUAUGGUGGAUGCUGACCGAUGCUCCCUGUUCUUGGUGGAGGGCACAGCCUCAGGCAAGAAAAGCCUGGUCUCUAAAUUCUUUGAUGUACAUGCUGGGACCCCAUUUCUUCCUUGUAGCAGCACUGAGAACUCUAAUGAAGUGCAGGUGCCUUGGGGAAAAGGCAUCAUCGGCUAUGUUGGGGAACAUGGGGAGACAGUCAACAUUCCUGAUGCUUACAAGGACCGAAGAUUCAAUGAUGAAAUCGACAAGCUGACCGGAUACAAGACAAAGUCUCUGUUGUGUAUGCCGAUCAGAAACAGUGAUGGGGAGAUCAUUGGUGUUGCACAAGCAAUAAACAAAACUCCUGAAGGUGUUCCCUUCACUGACGAUGAUGAAAAAGUUAUGCAGAUGUAUCUCCCAUUUUGUGGGAUUGCCAUAGCUAAUGCUCAACUGUUUGCUGCCUCAAGGAAGGAGUAUGACAGAAGCAGGGCUCUACUCGAGGUGGUUAAUGACCUUUUUGAAGAACAAACUGACCUGGAGAAAAUUGUUAAGAAAAUCAUGCACCGGGCCCAGACGCUGUUAAAAUGUGAACGCUGUUCAGUUUUGCUCCUAGAGGACAUUGAAUCACCAGUGGUGAAGUUUACCAAAUCCUUUGAAUUGAUGUCUCCCAAGUGCAGUGCUGAUGCAGAGAACAGUUUCAAAGACAGCAUGGAGAAAUCCUCCUAUUCAGACUGGCUCAUCAAUAAUAGCAUUGCUGAGCUGGUAGCUUCCACCGGCCUUCCAGUGAACAUUACUGAUGCUUAUCAAGAUCCUCGCUUGGAUGCAGAAAGCUCUAACAUUUGCAUCGAUGCCUGA